GCAGCCGCUGGGCGUCGCAGGGCGGUUUAUGCACGGCUGCGCAAUUUUGCCUCACUUCAGACGUGCAUAGCGAAACUACGCGUGCAAGUACACGGACUAUCAAAAAUGUGCGAUCGGUUUGGUUUAGUGUUGCAACUGGUAUCUCAGGCUCUUGGCCAGGACGAUCGAAAUGAGUAUGAGAAAGCCUAUGUAAACUAUUUAAAAAGCCUGGACGCCAUUGCUGCCAGCUUGCUGAAGGAUUACGAGUCUCAUGGCAUCCCAGAGACUCCAGUACCUGUGAACAAUGCCAAAAAAGUUAUUUCUGUUGCAAGGCAAUGCCUAGACAGAGCGGAAAAGAUAAUAGGAACAUCACUGAACCAGUUCUAUGCUGAACAAGAAAGAUGUAAUGAAACCUAUUCAUGUCCAUUGCCUACUGUUGAGUUGGAGACCCCAUGCACACCUGAGGUACUAAGUGGGGCAGGUCUGCCAUCUGUGGCAUUUUUGGCUCCUCGGAUUCUGUCACGACAGUCACAUCAGCAGCCACACUCGGAUGCCUCUUCUGAUGCUGCACUGCUCUCCAACCCCAUGUUUACUGUGAGAACAUGUGGUACACUCGCAAAGACCAAAGUAACAAGGAGAGUGCUGUCACCUAUGGAACAAAUGGAACAAGAGAACACUGCUGUGUGUCAGCGUUACCAUGCACUUAUUCAACGGACUGUGGACCCCAUGGCCAAACAGAAUCUGCGCCUUGAACUUCAGCGCCGACUAAUGGAUAACCUGAUGGCUGGAAGGAAGAAACAGGCAGAGUAUCUGAGAAACCUCCAAGAGCAAGAAAAGAAAAUUGCUGAAAUGGCUGCAAGAAAAUUGCAGGGUUCUGGGGAGUGCAUAACACCAGAAGAGAAGCGACAGCAGGAGCUUUUUGCCAGAAUUCUGCAGUAUGAAAACAACCGUGAGUGGCCUCCAGCUCUUCAAGACAUGCUUGAAUCUCAUCCAAAGAAUCCGAAAGUCGCAAGGCAUAUUGUGAUGCACAUUCUUGGGGACUCCAAACAUCCUCUAAGCCAGUGGCUGGCUAAAGAGCGCGUCGCAUUGCAGCGAGAGAUUGUGAUGGCCCUGGAUAGCAGGAGCCAUCUGGUGGCAGCUCCUAAGGAACCCUCAAGUGGUGGCAAUCAACGAUCCGUAGCCUGUGCCCAUGUGGAAAGUGUUCUUCGAACUGCACUACUACUGCUAGGUUUGACGCUUGAGCCACUGAAAGACCCUGCUGCUCAAGAAGUAUGCUACAGUGUGCUCGAAGACCACUUCACCUGGCCACUGUGGCCACACCUUCUGGCCACUGUCAGGUUAGAAAACCUUUCAGGGGAGCAGCGUGUGGCAACCACCAUUAGCCAGCUGGCCUCAGCAUCAGCUGAGGAGAUGCACGUCUCACCUUGCCUGCACAAGAGUCCCGCUCUAAGUGAGGCAGUGGGCAUGCUGCGCACUGUGCCUCGGCUUGGCCCUAGUCAUAAACUACGUGUACUGGUUCAUGUCACUCGGCUGGUUUGUACAGAACCUCUUGCAAGUGAAGAUGAACACCAUAGGAAGCUAAUGGGAGCUGAUGACCUCAUUCCUGCAUUAAUUUACAUCUUGGUGCAGUCAAAGGUACCACAGCUGUAUUCUGAAUACCUUGCACUUGAGCAAAUACUAGAUUCUAGGUACAUGCUUGGAGAAGAAGGGUAUUGCUUAGCUUCAGUCCUGAUGGCCUUCAAGUACCUGGAAUCACUACCUUGAGCCAGACAACCAAGCUUUUAUUUUCUGAACUUCUGUGAAGCUACUUUUUUU
Dermacentor andersoni is the source of this 1794-nucleotide messenger RNA. Lineage: Eukaryota; Metazoa; Arthropoda; Arachnida; Ixodida; Ixodidae. The record is from RefSeq and is a predicted model, not a curated record.